AUGGCUCAUUAUACAACAGUAAAUCGUCUUUCCAAGUCAGAAGAUCAAUCUAGUCUUGAAUAUAUCAUCAAUCACGUAUUUCUCCCCCUCAAGUUGCCACAAGGGAGUGACCAGUCCCUUGAGAACGACCUGGUCUUAUCUGAAGCAGUAUUCGAUGCUGCUAUCACGUUCAGCGACCAGCUACCGUCCGAUAAGCUGCGGCUUUGGACGAACAUCUUGAAAAUGCUCAACAAUCUUAAAGAUUCAAUCAGAUCCAGCGUCAUGUCUGCAGAGGAGGUCGAACAUCAAAUCAACACUAUGGAAACUGAAAAUGUACUUAUAUAUAUGAUUCGCGCGCAAAACGCUGCGGUUGUCAUGAGAAAACUCGAAUCCGAAACUAUAUUCGAGUCAUUUGAGGUCUCUCCUGACCCCACCGCAGUGAUGGGCGCAAAGGGAAAGCUGAUAUGUUUUUAUCCUGGACCUGCCAUCACAGUCCCAGACAUGAACAUUGACAACGCUACCUUUCCCGCCGAGCUGGCAAAUUUUCUCGUUCACAUGGAUCAAGAUGUACUCGAUGCAGCAGCGACGAGGACAAAGGCUAACUGUACUGUUCUCGAAGAGAGAGACACCACGCAUCCACGAUAUAUCACAGAGCUCCUGACCGGUAUACUGCGUGGCCUCGGGAGCAUCGCUGAUGUUCCUCGCAUCCGCAAGCGCAUCGGAGAUGAUGUGCUGUGGGACAGCGCGAAAUUGCCGUGGAGGCGGUCUCCACUUUGGCUUGUAAUUCGUGUUGCCUUACAGACGACUCUGGAGCGCAGUGCUCUCGGACGAACGACGUAUAAAUCGUUCAUGCUGUUCUUCAUGGCAAGGCUCGUGACCCUUACCCUCGACCAUGACUUAUCGAACGACAUUCUACACUUCAUGUCGACAAAGAUUGCGCGCCGCCUUUUCAAGCUGGGACCCUCUUCAUCUCUGGAGUUAUCGCAGAUGGUCAGUAAGAUUGCCGGUGAUGUAAGGAGCGUCCUAGAGGAAAGAUGGAGAUCUGUUCAGAGUGUGCAACGGGCCUCGCCUCUUUGGGCUCCCAAGACCCUCCGAGUCUUGCGAGAUACUCAUCUUUCCUUGAACACGAGCCGACAGUACAUAUACCAUGCUUUGCAGAACCAGCAUUCCUCCUCCCGAGCAACCCCAUUCAAUCCCAGCCACCACACACGCGGGACAAUCAAUAAUUUCCUUGACACCGAAGCUAGCUUCCUGAUAGCUGCCCAUGCCGCAGAACCGUCUCUUACACUCGCAGACUUCGAGACCGCUAUUGGAUCAGGGAUCGAUGACUGGGUGGCGCGCAUUCCACGCAGGAGUGUCGAUUCCGCAUGCGUCUCGAUUGAGGCGUGUGCCUCUGCAUACUCUUCGAGAGCGCUUACAGCUUAUAAAGGAAACCCAGAGAAUUUGUCUAUCAUGCUUCUCACCCUUUUUGAGCUCUGGGUAGCAAUGGAUAAAAUCGUUGUUGGAAAAAUUCCACUCCUGGCAGAAUACUCUCCCGAAAUCCCAUCGACGCUUUUGGAUUGCCUUUUAAUCCGCAAAGCUUCUGUCCUUGAUCGUUUGAAGAAAUUGCACACCUACCUGAAAGCUCGUCAUUGUCAGGCUUCCAGCGGUCUGUCGGUAUUUACCAAUGAUGACGAAUCGUUCGCGGCGCGAUAUUUUCACCAGUCAUCCGAGCUGCAGAGUUUGAAGGCUCGUAUCGAGGCGGAUGGUCGGAAACAGCGGCAGGAGAAGUUAACCGAACUUCGGACCCUCCACAGAAGGUAUCGUGACCUAACGACGCGCGCAGCAAGUUUAGAGCACGAAUACGGUGUCAACUCCCGCGGCUGGGAUUACCACAAGCACUGGCAAUGUGAAAAGUGCCAUGUGGAGAACGAUAUGAAUUCCAUGGAAAUUACAGUCUACGAGUGGCCGCUACCAGCGCCUGAAGAGGAGGCGAUUGUGGUGGUGUUCGAGUUAGCAUGCCCCAUUGCGUUCGACAUGUGGAGAUCCAUGACAAUUCAUGUUUUCGUCGAUGUCUGCACUCCAGAGCAGAUUCCCUGCAUUCCCCCCUUCAUGACACUGCCUGAAUAUAACGCCUUGAAGCAAUAUCGCACGUGUCAUCCAAGGCAAAGGCUCACUUUGGCGUCGGAAGCCAAACCUUUCUCCAGAUCUCAUUACAGCGAGAUUCGCAUUCCCACGCCAAACACCGAAGUCUGUGUGAACAACGGACUCGAUUUUUGGCCUUUCGACACAACGACAGGCGCAUGGGUGGAAGAUAUACCGCUACAAUGCGAUGUCACCAAGUUGUGCACUUUCCUUCUUCCGAAGGGACCAUAUGAUGGUUUGCAGCAGUACCUUGCAGGGACAUCCCACACGUCAAACCAGGUCAUGGCCAAUCAGGCAGAUUGUCACAAAGACGUGACCAUCCACGAAUUCAUCGCGUUCGGAACCUUGCGGAGUGGACCGCAUUUGCAAUGGAUGAAUGUGCUGCGUGAACUCCAUGCAAGGACGCUCAAUUUUCGACGUGAGGAGAUCCAUCUUCUGUUGGCCCAAGCUGUCUCACAGGCCGGCCCAUUUUCGUCCAACGACGGCCUUAUUUGGCAUGAGGACUUGAACAGCGUGCCCUUCCUUAUUGCACUACUUGGAGAGCUGGAGGAGUUGAUGGCGAGCGUCGAAGGAAAUUGGUUGGAAGCUGUCACGAUCGACACUAUCAUCAUGCUUGUGUGCCGCGUUUUGUCCUCGACUCAGGAAGAGAGUGUGAAAAGUCGUGGACACGCGCUCCUUCGAAGGAUACGAACUGCGACUUUUACGUUGCUGAUGCAACUAUCAGGGAAAAUGCAAGCCAGCAACGACGAGGCGGUCAGCCGGGAUUUGCAAGGGCGUGUUCGGGAUAUGGCAGUCACCUGUCGUAGCACUUUCGAUGUCGAUGGGAACGCUUCACUGCUCCUGACGUCGAACGACGACAUCAAGAUAUUUGUAUAUUGUGCGGUCAUGCUUUAUGACAACACUCCAAGCCAACUCGACAAUCUUUCACGAUAUUCCAAGCUACUGCUAGAGCGAGACAAGAGAUGUUGCCACGCAUUAGAACCCAUUAUUCGUCAAUAUGUAGAGCAACACAGGGAGGGCCUUGAUUGCGCAAUAGUCAAGAUUUGGGACAGCUACAGACCAGGAACUCCUUGGAGGGCACUUAGGGCUCCGAAUUCUCGUUGGCUCAUGACGCAAACUGCGCCUUCACAUUCCCAAUUACCACAGGACGUGCACAUUGAUUUGAUCAGCGGAUGCUUGCUUAUCGAUGGGAAGCAGUUGGGCAGGCUUCCUUCAAAAAUAGUGCAACAUCCCACUUACCGAUCGAUCUUCGGCGGUCAAGUUCUGGACAUCAUUCCAGCUGAUAUUCGUGGAAUGGAAUAUGCGACGCGCGGGAACUUCUGUGACCAUCAGGUGUCUUUCGCUCUCCUUGACUCAAACGAUCUCAUCAUCCGUGCGAAGCAUAUCGAACAUGACUCACCUAUCCUCCAACUCAUUCCAAGCCACAAAUUCGUGGAAGACCUGCCGACCCCUUUAGUCGUGGGUCAUACUCAUUGGCUUAACCUGCAGACGAACGAAAUCGAGAUUCGUCCAGCAGGAAAUGCGUGGAAAGUUUCAUCCGACAAUUGGGUCUUGCGAUUUGAUGUUUCGGGUUCCUCGACGGCACAGAAUUCCAGUGGUGCCACCCUUGUCGACAUACGCAGCCAAACGUGGGACAUGAUCUCCAAGAGGCUGCGUCCCCUGGAGGAUGUAAACUUCAUCAUGGUCACAUGUAACCAAGCAUCCAGUAGCACUCCCUCGUUGAAGGCUGAUUUGCCUCGAUAUGGCCUCGAAUUCUUCAUUGAUGAUGAUGGAGAAUUGCAGUCCCGUAACAUGCGCAACAUGGUCGUCGAUGCCAUUCAGUCAAGUGGCACCAUGUUAGGAUUGGUCAAUCAACUCAUCCUACGCCCGAAGUUGCAAGUUGCGGAUGAGCAUCCGCGCACCGUCAUCAUCCCAGAUGGUCAUAUCUCAUACUCCGCUGAUGGUCACCAUGUCCGCGUCACCAUCGCUCCUGAAGGUACUCGAGUGACAUAUCAGUCGUACAGAGUUGACACAGAUCUAUGCUGCCUCACUGGGAAUGUGGGUCUCACAAGUAAGCUCUAUCAGGCGCUCCUUCACGCUGUUACCAGUGGCUGUCUUCCUGAUCCCCUCACGGGUCGAACGGGGACAGAGGAAGCGUUGCAUCUCUUAAAUUCCGCAGCUUGCCGAUCGUUUAUGAAGCUUCGCUCUCGUGACACGGACCUUUUGCGCGAGAUCAGUUCUCUGUCAACUAGGCGCGUCUGGUACCCUAUUCAUCUUCAGAAGAUGCAGACAAUCUCGUGGUCAUGCCUUGCGCCCCUUGCACAGCACCAUGGUUUUCAUCCAGCCGCGAAAUCUAUCAUGGAUUACGGAAUGAAGCUUUCGACUUUCUCAGAAGGGUCCGCAAACCUUCAGGAACUUCCACGAUUCACCAAUCACCUUCUGGAGCGUGCCUCAGUUCGUGCCUCAGCAAUUUAUCCUGAUCAGUUCUCUCUUUCACUUCCGCUCGGUGAUACAGAUGUCAUCUAUGCUUCACGCGAUAUUCCCGACAAGGUCGCAGAAGAGAGAGCAUUCCAAAUCACCUUCAUGGUGCAUCAGUGGUCACGCAAACUUCCAGUGCAACAGAAUCUCCUUGAUCUGUUGACUCAGUGGCAAGAGGUCCAGGGCAUUGGCGAGCCGCUCAGCUUGCAGUACUCCAAAGACUGGCUUCAACCAAGUUUCCCUGAUGUCUUCCUUUCCGCGUACGAUUGCUGUCGUAGGGCUACAAAGAAAGACAUACCUCGGCUGGUGUUCACCCUGGCUUCAUUAUCAUACAGCUUGUUGGAUGAUCAUGCUCUCGUGCCAACACUCCUAGCCUUCGCCACCAUUCCCAAAAUUCGCAGCCUGGGAGACCCUCCGAAGUUCACCUCCUAUGAUCUCUCGAAUGGUUUUAUGCUGUCCGAUACGAGAUUGGACGACAUCAUCAGUUCGUGCUCCAAAGAUUACGAAAACAGCCAGGAGAGACAACUACCUGCAAUGCACGGCGAAGAUGAAAAAACUCUAGGGAGGCGUCGUUAUUCAGCUUUCGAAAACAGAUGUCGCUCUGAGAAACAAGUCAUUCUCAGCAAAGUUCAGAAUGCCUGGCCACGCGAAACUCUUCCGGCACUUGAUACACUGCAAGCGAAGUGCUACAAUCUCAAAGAAUUGUCAGGGAAACUUUCCCCAGUAUUUCGCAGCUGUUGGCGAAACCGUUGUCUAAAGCUACACCUGGAUGGCCUGCAGGAGACGCUCAAAUCAUUCUACACGCCAAAUCCUCCUUCGAAACUACCCUCUCAAUAUGAUCUCAAUUCUUACCUUGAGGACUCGCAUGUUGCAUCACCGGCCUCAUCUGUUGAUACCAAGUACCUGUUCAAUAGAGAUCCGCCUGUGACAAGCAUGUGUUGGUCUUCGCAGUUUCUGCCCAAUGCCAAUCAGAGAGAUUUGGUAUCUUCAGACUCCCGAGUUGCAGCAGGGUUGCGACAGCUGAUCGACGAUUUUCGCACACGAGGAAGUGACAAGUUUCACUGCAAAUAUGCCGACGAUCUGUACAAGAGCAUGUCGAUUUACUGUCACGAAGAUAUUGUCGCCCCACCAGAUUCUACGCCAUACACAAUGGAACUACUGCUCGAGAACCAUUCUCUCCAUACCCGGCAAUUCCAAGACUCACUUGCAUCUAUUGCACACACCCUCUCCCCCGCCUCUGCUGCUGAGAACACGUUAUAUAAUGCUGGAUUAUGGCCUCGAGUUACACCAAAUUUCCUUUUCACACGCAUGGCUUCUACAGCAGGAAGUCAUCUGGGGAAGGCUUGGCGUGGUGCUCUUAUCCAGCUGUCGCAGAUACUUUUGCAACUGCAACGCUCGCGAAGGCUGUUGGUCUUUGCUACUAACAGAAACUGGGUCGAGUUCUUCAAGGAGUUGGAGAGCGAAGGAUGCGUAGAAUUUGAUCCGGAGCUGUACCCUGAUUGGCUCUUAAUACAGAUUGAAAGUCAGUUCUUGGCACGGCCGGUCCAGGUCAAGGUCGCGCUGGAGAUGAUGUCACCAUGCACAGGAGGAAAUACUUCUCUCCAACUGAACAUGGGCGAAGGCAAAUCCUACGUUAUCGUGCCCCUCAUAGCAGCCGCAAUUUCUGAUGGCCACAAACUGGUCCGAGUAAUCGUGCUGAAGUCGUUGUCGGCUCAGAUGUUCCAACUCUUAGUCGAACGACUAAGCGGCCUCGCACAAAGGCGCAUUUUCUAUAUCCCAUUCUCCCGCGCACUCUCUAUCAACCCAUCGAAGGUGCAAAUGUAUCGUGACUUGAUGCAGGAGUGCAUGGAUACCAAGGGAAUCUUAGUCGUGCAACCGGAUCAUAUUCUGUCAUUCCAGCUGAUGACUGUCGACCGUCAGCUUUCCCCUCAGAUUGAAGCUGCUGAAGAUAUGCUGCAGACUCAGUUUUGGCUCCACAAUCACACACGCGACAUCCUGGAUGAAAGCGAUGAAAUUCUGCACGUCCGCUACCAGCUGGUGUACACUGUGGGUCUCCAAAGGCCACUUGAAGGUCAUCCCGAAAGGUGGACAACAACGCAACAAGUGUUGAGUCUUGUCGCGAAGCACGCCGCUCGGCUCAUGAGUGAAUUCCCGUCUCAUUCAGAAGUGUUCACUCCUGAGCAUGGAGGGUUCCCCUUUGUUCGUGUCCUGCACUCGACAGCGGGCGAAACAUUAGUCCAAUGGAUCGCAGAGGAUGUCAUCAGUAGCGCGCUUGAAAACAUCAGCUUCGAUCAAGCAUCUCCCUAUGUGAAAGAAGCUGUCUGCUGCUUUAUUGCAACUGAGAAGAUAUCCAACGCUUGUGUUAGCACAGUGAAGAAUUACUAUGGAGACACUACGGUCUGGCCAGGCCUCCUAGUCCUGCGUGGAUUGCUGGCAUGCGGUAUCUUGGUGUACGCCCUCAAAGAACGUCGCUGGCGCGUGGACUAUGGCCUCACCCAAAAACGAACGAAGCUAGCUGUGCCAUUUCGUGCAAAAGACAUGCCCUCACUGCGGGCGGAGUUUGGCCACCCAGACGUUGCUGUGACCCUCACGUGCCUGUCAUACUAUUAUGGGGGUCUCACGCUCCAGCAGUUGAUGUUGUGCUUCGAGCUCCUGCUCAAGCAGGAUAAUCCUACCCUCGAGUAUGAGUCUUGGGUUGCUAGACUUCAGUGCAUCCCAGAAAGUCUGCGUCAACUCAAUGGAAUCAAUACGGAAUCCGCAGAGCAGGUCCGUGACCUUCAACGACUGUUCGAAUUCAACAAGGCGGUCAUAGAUUUCUACCUGUCCCGAGUAGUUUUUCCCAAGGAAGCAAAGGCAUUCCCCAGCAAGCUCACCUGCUCCGGGUGGGAUCUCGCUCAAGAGAAGAGACAUCUCACCACUGGCUUUUCUGGUACCAACGACAAUCGUUAUCUUUUACCAAGCUCGAUGGUGCAGCAUGACCUCGAUUACCAACGCAGCACGAAUGCCCGGGUCCUGGCGUUCCUUUUUCGCCCAGAAAACAACUGCUACAGACCCAUACCGUCUGGCCAGAAGAUACAACAUUUCAUUGAUACCUUAAUCGCACAAAUCCCCGAGGUCCGCGUGCUCCUGGAUGUUGGUGCGCAGAUGCUGGAAUUGAAGAAUCAGGAAUUGGCCGAGACAUGGCUUCGAGGCAAACACGAUGCCCAAGCCGCAGUCUUUGUGAACGAUGACGAUGAAAUUGUUGUCGUCAGUCGGGAUGGGACAGUAGAGCCCCUUGUGUCGUCCCCCUUUGCCCAACAGCUUGACCAGUGUGUGGUCUAUCUGGAUGACGCGCAUACCAGAGGAACGGAUGUCAAGCUUCCUUCUGGCUUCCGAGCUGCUGUCACGCUUGGUCCGAAAGUCACGAAAGACCGCCUGACACAAGGAUGCAUGCGAAUGCGGAAGUUGGGCAAUGGUCACUCGGUGAUGUUCUUCGCUCCGACGGAAGUUGACCGAAACAUUCGCUCAGCGACUCAGAGGGCUGAUACAGACCGUGUCGACGUUGCGGAUAUCCUGCACUGGGCAAUGCUCGAAACCUGUCUUGAUAUCCAGAUGCGUGCAUCACACUGGGUUCAACAGGGAUCAGAUUUUAGUAUACGACAUUCCUCAUGGGCUAAAUUAUCACGUACCCCCACCUCGAUCUCCACCCUGAAGACCGCCUGGUUGCAGUCUGAGGAGCGUUCAUUAGAGGAUAUGUACGCACCACGCAGUCCUUUGCAAAUAUCCCACGUUUGGGCUGCAGACAUUCGAAAAAAGUGCAAGGAGCUCGGAGUUCUGACGGGACCAAAAAUGAACAUGGAUGAGGAACAAGAAAGGGAAGUAGUCCACGAGGUGGAGAGAGAACAUCAAGUUCAAAGACCGUCCAAAGUGCAACCUGCAGCUCAGAACUUGCAUGCGCACGUUCGUCAAUUUGUCGAGACCGGCCGAAUUCCUAGAAAGUCCCCCGCAUUCAUUCCGGCGCUAUCCAGCCUCGCCAACACUACUGCUGAAUUUCACGAGGCCAAUCAGUGGGCGCAAAAUGUUUUAGUCACACUUGACUUCGCUCGUACGGUGGAGACUGUCCUUACCAUACAGAAAGCGGAUGAAUACCUGCGGCCCGUCAAUUGGAUCGUACUCGGUGACGUUGGAGUGCUGGUAAUCAUGAGCCCGAACGAAGUGGAUGCACUGCUGCCUGAUAUCCGCAACAGCAAGGCAGUUCAGUUAUGCGUAUAUACCCCUCGGACCACAAACACAAUGAAGGCAUGCGAUGAUCUUCGACUCUACCGUGUUCCUUCGACGUCACAUCUGACAUUACCGGAACCGCUGAUUUGCCAGCUCAACCUUUUUGCGGGUCAACUCUAUUUCUCCAGUUACGAGAUGUAUCUCCGCACUUGCAACUUCUUAGGCCUCAACGCGCCGGAUUUGAGGGACAUGGACUUGAUAGCCGACAGUGAUGGAUUCAUUAGGAAGAAUCGCCCUUCUGCUCGAGCAUCGUGUUCGUUUAAGCGAUCCCAACUUCCUCCGCUGAAGGAGUUGUUCGGAAUGAGAAGGAAAGGUAUGGGGUAUUUGCCAACUCACCUCGGAAGGAUGUUCAAUGGCCGCAUUCUGACCGAGGGGGAUUUUCCCGACUGAGUGCCAGGUUUGUUUAACGUAAGUUUUAGCGCCUUUCUGCCAGGGCCUCACUGAUUGCAAUUCUUCAUCAUGAUGUAAUUUUGUGACAUUCUUUGUGAAUGUAUUUGUAGUCGAAUUCAUAGUGGAUCUGAAACGCUAUACGUCUUGCUGCGUCAUGUACCCUCAUGUCAUUACCAAAUAUUAUAUCUCCAUUAUCCUCUUCACUGGUCCGUUCGUUGUUUCAUUAUGGUCGGUCGGUGAAACGGUGGUGGAUCAGCAAGAUCGCCCUGUACUUAACAACGAGAGCGCUUGAGUAGUGUGAAACCGUGCUCAGCGCAGCAUUUGUUUAAGAAAGCCACGAGCAUAGACAAGUAUUGAGGAUUGAGGAUCAAGUGCCGAGUUCCUGGGGAUGUGUUGUA
Suillus fuscotomentosus is the source of this 9608-nucleotide messenger RNA. RefSeq lists its product as uncharacterized. Lineage: Eukaryota; Fungi; Basidiomycota; Agaricomycetes; Boletales; Suillaceae. The record is from RefSeq and is a predicted model, not a curated record. Bases 1 to 9210 code for a protein of 3069 amino acids. The transcript has 6 exons.